GCCGCCUUUGCCUCCCCUUUCCUUCUUCUCCGCCGUCGAUCGAUGCCGCUCUUCUGCAAGAACGGCGCCGGCUUUCUUGCCGCCGCUGUGUCUUCCACUGUGCUCCUGCUGUUCCUCGACGCCUUCUCGCUGCCGCCCGCCUCGGCGCUCGCCGUCGGGCUCGCGCGCCACCGCCGGAAAGACGCCUUGAGCUGCGACGUCUUCAGCGGCAGCUGGGUCCGCGACGAUGGCAGUACUGGCGCGGCGUACACCGGGUACAACUGCCCGGUCAUCGACGCGGAGUUCAACUGCCAGCUGUACGGCCGGCCGGACUCCGACUACCUCCGGUACCGGUGGAAGCCGGCCGGCUGCGAGCUACCCAGGUUUGACGGCGCGGACUUCCUGACGCGGAUGAAGGGGAAGACGGUGAUGUUCGUCGGCGACUCGCUCGGCCGGAACCAGUGGGAGUCGCUCGUCUGCCUGCUUCACGCCGCCGCGCCGCAGUCGCCGGCGCAGCUCGUGUCCGUGGACCCUCUCUACACGUACAAGUUCCUGGAUUACGGUCUGGUGGUAUCGUUCUACCGCGCGCCGUACCUGGUGGACAUCGACGUGGCCCAGGGGAAAAAGGUGCUACGGCUGGACGACAUCUCCGAGAACGGCGAGGCGUGGCGCGGCGCCGACGUGCUGUCCUUCAACUCCGGCCACUGGUGGACGCACACCGGCGCGCUCCAGGGGUGGGAUUACAUGGGCGCGGACGGGCAGUACUACGAGGACAUGGACCGGAUGGUGGCGUUCCAGCGCGGGAUGGCAACCUGGGCCAACUGGGUGGACGCCAACGUCGAUCCAGCCAAGACCCGUGUCUUCUUCCAGUCCAUGUCCCCCACACACUACAGCUCCAAGGAGUGGGCUAGCCCGGUGUCCAAGAACUGCUACGGCGAGACGGCCCCGGCCGCCGGGGUGAACGCGACGGCGCCCCCGCUGGCGACGUCGGGGCAGGACCGGGUGAUACAGGCCACGCUGCGGUCGAUGAAAAGCCAGGUCCGCCUCCUCGACAUCACGGCGCUGUCGGCGCUGCGGAAGGACGCACACCCGUCGGUGUACAGCGGCGACCUCUCGCCGGCGCAGCGCGCCAGCGGCGGCGGCUCGGCGGACUGCAGCCACUGGUGCCUCCCCGGCCUACCGGACACGUGGAACCAGCUCUUCUACGCGCUGCUCUUCUACCGAUAGCGCCACCUCCCGCGCUGGGCCGGCCGGUGGCUCUCACUUGGCUGCAGCAAGCAAAAGCAACGCCAAUUUCGUUUCUAUUGUGUAACGAUCUUAAUUUAGUGCGAGGUGAGGCGUGGUGAUUCAUGACGGUAGGCACGCAUGCUUGAGAAGAAUGUACAAUCAUUGAUCUUGCACUGCCAAAUUGUAGUGCGAAUGUCUGUACUAGGAUCUGUCAGUGAUCUAACUGAUCUGCGCUAAUCGUUGGAAUACUAAUUGAAUUUUUAACAAUGAGCAAACGCAU
Molecule: messenger RNA, 1486 nt
Organism: Oryza brachyantha (malo sina)
Lineage: Eukaryota; Viridiplantae; Streptophyta; Magnoliopsida; Poales; Poaceae
Product: protein trichome birefringence-like 45
Exons: 5
Coding region: 43-1206 (387 amino acids)
Cellular component (GO): Golgi apparatus
Molecular function (GO): O-acetyltransferase activity
Source: RefSeq, a predicted model, not a curated record